Messenger RNA from Carassius auratus (goldfish), 1243 nucleotides. Its product is annotated as CD9 antigen-like. Bases 148 to 828 code for a protein of 226 amino acids. The transcript has 8 exons. The record is from RefSeq and is a predicted model, not a curated record. Lineage: Eukaryota; Metazoa; Chordata; Actinopteri; Cypriniformes; Cyprinidae. Gene Ontology annotation, cellular component: plasma membrane.
UCUUUCUCUUCAAACAAAGGGAGGACGACAUAAAACAGCACGUCUGUGAGCAAACUUUCCAGAAAUUGAUCUAUUUAGCUGUGACUGUGCAGGUGAUCAAAUACAGUUUGUUUCCCGAAACACAAAAGUGACUUGAACAGCAGCAAAAUGAGUGUUUAUGGAUGUCCAAAAUGCAUUAAAUAUGCCAUGUUUAUCGUAAACUUAAUCUUCUGGAUUGCAGGAACAUGCGUCAUGGCUGUUGGACUCUGGCUGAGGCUUGAUCCCAAGACUAAAAUCUUGUUUGAUGGAGAGGCAUCUUUCAUUUUCUAUACAGGUUUGUACAUUCUCAUUGGGGUCGGUGCGCUGAUUAUGGUCGUUGGUUUUUUUGGAUGUUGUGGCGCAAUCCAGGAAUCCCCUUGCUUGCUUGGACUGUUCUUCUUCUUUCUGUUGGUUAUCUUUGCAGUCGAGGUGGCUGCUGGUAUUUGGGCUUUUUCAAACCAGACCAAGGUUACUCAAGAUGUAACAAAUUUCUACAAGGCAACAUACAAUAAAUACCAAGAAACGAAUGAAGAUGCUCUGAAAGAAACAAUCAUUCUCAUCCAUCAUGGACUUAACUGCUGUGGACCAUUAGGAAACCAGCCGGAAACUCCUGAUCAGACCUGCCCUAAAAAAGAGAAGCUCGAUGCUUUCAUUACAAAGAGCUGCCCUGAUGCCAUUGAUGAAUUCCUUAACUCCAAACUUUAUAUUACUGGAAGCAUUGGAAUCGGCAUUGGAGUGAUCAUGCUCUUCGGCAUGAUCUUUAGCAUGAUGCUGUGCUGUGCCAUCCGGAAAACCCGGGAGAUUGUGUGAGGGUCCGCUUGCCUGGGAAACUGCCAGUAUAUUUGUGUUGCAUGAUGUCUGUCCCAAAGCAGCCUGACCUCUUCAGCUAAGAGCCAGUUAGACCACAUCAUCAGGCACACAAUCUCUUCACAACUCUGAUCGACUGGAAUUCACUCUUUUUCUUAGUGCAGCUGUCAGUAAUGAGAGAAAAGGGUUGGUUUAGCAUUCCAAGCCCAUUGGAAAAGGCCUUUAAAUCUGACUUUUUAUAUUUUUUUAUUGUUCAUAAUAGAUUUGAAAGAUUAACGAUUUGUUCGCUUUAAUGUACUUGCGGUACUGCUUGAUAUGAUUUUUUUUUUAAUGUUUUGUUUCUGAUUUGUGAAUAAGGUCGAUUAAUUUACCCACAUCAGUGUAUAUGACUCAAAUAAAAGCCAAAUGAUUUCAUGAA